AUGGCGGACCAGCACGCGCCGUUCACGCCGUCCGUGACGCCGCGCCCUAUCAAGCCAUCGCAGGCACCGUCGCCCCGGAAGGCACGGAUGCUGGCCACGAAGGCUCCGAUCGUAUCGCCGAUAAAGGUCUCGGCGUCGCUCUCUCUCAAUAACAAAGACCCACACCCGGAGGAGCCACCGCCGCGCGUAAGCAAGCUCAAGAUGGUGGGAGAGAUGCACGCGGUGCGCAACCUCGCGAGCCACAUUCAUUUUGGUAACACGGCGCGGUCCGGCGUCGGUGAGAUCGUCAAGGUCUUCGAGAGCCAUGGCAUUCACCUUACGACGGAUGAAGCCAAGACACUUCUGUGCGAGUACGAAGAGAACAACGACGAGCACCUCGACUACCGGAAGUUUGUCGAGUCUUUUGCGACCAUGCUUCGCAGCAAGGAGGCGGGGAAACGCAUUGAUAUCAAGAAGCAGCGCCUCCAAGAACACAUGAAGCGUAUUCACACGUUCCAGAGCGCUGUCGUCGAUGACAUGCACGAACUACUGAAGGAGCGGCUGCAGUCGUCUUGGAUUAGUCUCAAAGAGUCGUUCAAGGCACUGGACCACGAAAAGAGUGGUUUUCUGGCAGCAACGGACUUUCUUAAAGUCCUCAAGCAGUACGAUCUGCCCGUGUCGCAUGAUAUUCUUGUGAACCUCAUGCUACGCUUCGACACGAACGGCGAUGGCAUUGUGAACUACACCGAGUUUCUGAGCCAAUUUGGCGCCAAAUUUUCAAGUGCCAACCCGCAUGGCGUCGGGAGCUCGAUUCUACAGCACACAGCUCACGACUUCUCGGUCGCCGCCGUCGAAGAGAAAGUCCAGCGGGCGUUUCUUCAAGGUCAAGUCCGAAAGCUCGUCGACGACAAAAUUGAACCGUCCUGGCCGAAGUUGCGUGAAGCGCUUGUGCAGUAUGAUCACACCAAAGGUGGCUUUGUGUCGCGCGACGACCUCCAACGGCUGCUCGCGCGCUUCCACAUUGAUCUACCUGACGCCCAAUUCCAGCAACUCGUGCUCUGCUACGACACAUCGCGCGACGGCAGCGUCAAUACGGCCGAGUUCUUUCGGCAUUUUGGCGAAGACCUCCGCGCGUUUGUGCUCACGGAGCGCACGUCGCUGCUCAUGUGUGACAAGUCGAGUCACAACGACCGCCCCAACAUCAAGGACCACUUUUCCAAGCUCUCGGACGCACAGUGGCACGCCUUGUACUUGGAUUUUGUGGCUGCUGACACUCACAAGACGGGUUGGAUUCCCCGCGCGCAAUUUCUCUCUAUCCUCUGCGACUACCUCGGACAUGACUUGCCCCACGACAACGCAACCCCAUCUUCCGUGCGUGUGGCUCUCAUGGGCAUUUACGCACCGCACCCGAGCAAGAACACGGUGAACGCUCCGAAGCAAAACCCGACCGAGUACUACAACAUGGAGAGCAGUGUCCACACGGUGUGCGCUGCUCUGUCGUCUGAGACGUGGCAGUCGCUCAAGAGCGAGCUAAUUGCUGCCGACGUCCGACGCAUCGGGCGCAUCUCGGCUGAUACGUUUAGCAGCAUUACAAAGACGCACAUUCCGCACCUCCGCGACGACCAAAUGGCCUUUCUCGUCCUCUUCUACGAAGACAAGGCCAAUACGCACCACACGUGCUCAAUUCGGUACUCGUCGUUCUUGACCGACUACGACCACGAGGUGACACCAUCGUCGCGCGAACUCAUUGAUCCGAUCGACGAGAUGGACGAGUGGGAGAUGCACGAGCCCACAGGCCGGCGGCGGCAGCCGGCGCCGUCGCCACUGGAUGCGACUCGGAACGUCCUCAAGCAGAACUUGCACGCGCUCGAGGCUGCGCUUCUGCUCGCUGACGCUGACCUUAAGGGCAUUGUGAGCCUCGAGACGUGGCUCUCGCUUCUCAAGGACCAUGGCGUCAAGGUCGAGCGCAAGUCACCCAUCUUUGACUCGCUUUUUGGUCGCUUCAUCAACCCAACCCUUGGCGUUCUCAAGUACCGGGAGCUCCUUCUCGACUUGGACGCAGGCGUGCAGGCCAAGCAGCUUGUGGACACAUCUGAAUGGACCUUGCUUGGCGUCGAAAAGAGCCACUCGAGCGAGAUCCGGUCGAUCGACGACGCCCGUGUUGUGCUGCGUCACCACUUGACGUCGUCACCGGCGCUCCAGCGGCGCGUCUACAAGCUCUUUACUCAAGUGGACACUGCACGCUCGGGCUUGCUUCCAUACGUUGACGUCCGGCGCGUUCUGGAGAAGAUUGGCAUUCCGUUUGCGGACGCCGAGCUCUUUGGCGCGUUCGCAAAGUACUUUGAUGUCGACAGCUCUGGCUUUGUUCCAUACCUCCAGAUGCUCCACGCGUGCGGCGGCAAAGACCCGGACAAGAUGUCGGGCAUGAGCGACCUCGCAAGCAACUGUUCGUACUACAGCGCGAUCUCGAACGCACCGCGGGCUGUUGCGAAGCGCUCGAGCCAGCACAAAUCUGUGUCGGUGGACGCCGCAGCGCACGCGGUCGUGAACCGUCACGUCGAAGAGGGUCAGCUGGCCGUCGGCAGUGCCGUCGCCGUCGAGGAAAAAAUCAAGGCGCUUCUCACAAAGCGCUGGAAGACGCUGCACAAGGCGUUUCAGUCGAUCGACUCUGAUAAGUCGGGACUCGUGUCGCAGGCCGCGUUCCGCAAAGUCAUGGAGAACACUGGCGUCGCGCUCACGUUUGAAGAGAGCCUUCGGAUUUGCAAAAAUACGACACGGACAACUCGGAAGCCUUUCUCCGAGUACACGCCGCUGAAGCCCUACUCAUCCGAUCACGCCAACCUCCCCGCGCUAUCGCCAUCCAAGUCGCCGGUGCCCGAAGAAAUCCGGAGCGUGCUCAAACUCAAGUGGAAGAGCGUGUACGCGUCGCUACGGAAGCUCGACACGGAAGGCUCGGGUCACAUUUCACCCCAGCACUUUCGUCACUUGCUUGAGUGGUUCGGCAUUGUGGUCUCCGAUGACGUCUACUACACGCUACUCAAACGAUUUGACUCGGUUCAGGACGGCCACGUCAACUACAAUCAAUUUAUGCGCGCGUGUCUGCAAUAA
Molecule: messenger RNA, 3087 nt
Organism: Saprolegnia parasitica CBS 223.65
Lineage: Eukaryota; Oomycota; Saprolegniomycetes; Saprolegniales; Saprolegniaceae
Exons: 9
Coding region: 1-3087 (1028 amino acids)
Molecular function (GO): calcium ion binding
Source: RefSeq, a predicted model, not a curated record